Colletotrichum godetiae is the source of this 405-nucleotide messenger RNA. RefSeq lists its product as uncharacterized. The coding region runs from base 1 to 405 and encodes 134 amino acids. The record is from RefSeq and is a predicted model, not a curated record. NCBI's taxonomy places the organism in Eukaryota, Fungi, Ascomycota, Sordariomycetes, Glomerellales, Glomerellaceae. The transcript has a single exon.
AUGUCUGAUACGUACGACUUAGAUUAUGAUUCAUGCUCGACUUUACUGGACUGUCCACUAAAUUUUGAAGCACUUUCUGCUCCCACAUCAACCUAUGGAACGUUGCCUACCCGAAAGAAAAGAUCCUCGCGGGGACGCACGGAUUCGUUCCGACAAAGCUGGGCCGCAGGGCCAUCUAGUGUGAACUCUCCGGAGCUCUACUUUAUCGAUACUGAAGGAAUCGCCCACAGAUACAGAUUACUUCCAACGGAUAUUGAAGUCGGCCAGAGAACUUUCACUUCCUCUCCUGAUCCCUCUCACCACGUGUCGGAGAGUGCGGAGCUGUGUGCUUGGGUGAUGUUCAUCAUUUUGGUCGUUGUCGCAAUCGUGUGCUUGACCUCCUCAGAUCCUCAGCUCGGAUGGUAG